This is a messenger RNA of Radiomyces spectabilis, 3767 nucleotides long. Its product is annotated as tubulin folding cofactor D C terminal-domain-containing protein. Gene Ontology annotation, molecular function: GTPase activator activity; beta-tubulin binding. Bases 179 to 3739 code for a protein of 1186 amino acids. Lineage: Eukaryota; Fungi; Mucoromycota; Mucoromycetes; Mucorales; Radiomycetaceae. The record is from RefSeq and is a predicted model, not a curated record. The transcript has 21 exons. Gene Ontology annotation, biological process: microtubule cytoskeleton organization; tubulin complex assembly; post-chaperonin tubulin folding pathway.
CGGUUUUCCAAUUUUGGGUUCAAAGUUCCCUUUGUGGGAGACGCACGAUUUAACUUUUUUUUUUCGGCGUGUUUUUUACUGCCACUUGGCUCGACCUUCUUUUUCUUUUGCAAGUGUACUCACAUAUACCCUCGGCUUUGACCGGUUUUCUUGCGCAGUUUGGUAGUAGCAAUUCACAAUGGAUGCUCAACAAGACGAUUACGAUGACGACACUUGCGUCCAAACGAAAAGUUAUUUUGAACACGAAAAAGAAACACUCCAACUGGUCGAUGCUCUUGUGCACGAUCCCGAGUCGGGUGCAGCCGCAUUGAAGCGUUUAAAUGACAUUUUCGAUACGUACCAGGAACAAGCUCAUCUUCUCGAUCCUCAUCUCGACGCACUGAUUCAGCCUGUCAUUGCCAAACUCCGCCAAGAUAUCGAGCAGACCACCCCAGCUGGACCGGAAGCGACGCAUGCUCUCUUCCGUUACCUCUACCUGUUAAGCAAGACACGCGGCUACAAAACCAUAGUCAAAUUCAUGUCGCAUGAAGUGAGUGAUCUGGAACCGGUAUUUGAUUUCCUGAGUUCGCUGGACACUUCCAUUCCAGACUAUUGGGAGAGCCGGUACAUUGGUCUUAUUUGGCUGUCGCUGAUCUGCAUGAUUCCCUUUGAUCUGAAACGCGUCGACAGCAGUUCCGAGCAUGAAUCACAGAUUCCCUUGAUUGACAGAAUGCUCGCAUUAUGUAAACAUUAUCUAAAAUCAACAGGCAAGGAGCGGGAUGGUGCGAGUAUCCUUGUUGCGAGAUUGUUGAGUCGCCAAGAUCUUUGCGGCAAUUAUCUCGUGCCUUUUAUCGAGUGGUCGAUGAAACGAUUAAAUGAGGAUGCCGAUGUUUUCGAGGCGACGGGAAUUCUCACGAGUCUGUGUAUCACCUUUCAAAUUUCGCCUCGAUCCGCCUUGUUACCCACAUUGGACGAUUUCAUGAUUCCUUUAUUAUCCAUGCCGGCUUUGUGUGACCGAUUUGCCAAUAAUUCCCUGAUUCGAAAAAUUCGCAUGAAAUUGACCCAGCGUGUCGGUUUAUGCUACCUUAAACCGAAAGUGGCUUCGUGGCGAUACCAGCGAGGCAAUCGAUCCUUGCGUCAAAAUCUUGAAGGCACGGUACCUGUGAGCGAUAACACGAUGAAAGCUGGACUAGCGACAGAGAAGCAAGAGGAAAGCGACGACGAUGAGGACGACGACGACAUUCCAGAUAAUUUGGAAGUAAUUAUUGAGAUCUUGCUCGGUGGAUUGCGUGACAAGGAUACCAUUGUACGAUGGUCGGCGGCCAAAGGAAUAGGACGAAUUACACAGAGAUUACCGCGUGAUUUGGCGCAGGAUGUAGUGAGAUCGUUAUUGGAAUUGUUUGAGGAAAAUACAUUGGUGAAUCGAACCACGAACAAGUUGGAUCUUACGGCUGUAUCGGACAAUACCUGGCACGGCGCGUCGUUGGCAGUCGCUGAAUUGGCUCGACGAGGUUUACUGUUGCCGGAUCGUCUCAAGGAGACCAUUCCAUGGAUUAUUCAUGGACUCAAGUUCGAUCUGAAACGUGGAUCACAUUCCAUCGGAUCGCAUGUGAGGGAUGCGGCUUGUUACGUUUGUUGGUCCUUUGCUCGUGCCUAUGCGCCUCACAUUCUCGUCCCUUUCGUCCAAGAAAUCGCUCAAAACUUGGUCGUAGUGUCAGUAUUUGACAGAGAGAUCAACGUCCGCAGAGCAAGCAGUGCCGCGUUUCAAGAAAACGUUGGGCGACAGGGUAUCUUUCCACGCGGUAUUGAGAUCAUUCAAAUCGCAGAUUACUUCUCUGUGGGCAACCGAACCAAUGCUUUUAUGCAUGUGGCGGUAGAGAUAGCCAAGUUUGAAGAGUAUCGUUAUCCACUCAUUGAUCAUUUGGUCACUGUUACGGCGCGACAUUGGGAUAAGACCAUGCGUAUCCUUGCGUCGCAAGCCAUCCAUUUAUUGGUUCCAUUGGCACCCAUGUAUUUUAUCGACAAUAUUCUCCCUAUAUUGAUACCCAUGGCCGUUUCCAAAGAUAUGCAAAUAUCCCACGGAGCCAUGCUCUCCGUCGCCGAAAUAUGCUUGUCACUGUAUUCGUGCCGUCAGCAGGACACGGUCCUUGAUCACCAUUGGCAGAGCCAGCAAAGUCUCAUCCAGUCCAUUGCAUGCAUUACGGCCCUACUUCCGCCUCGUUCACUGACCACGUUUGGCUCAGAGCAUGUGCGUGAAGCGGCAUGCCACUUGGUAGAAUGUUUAGCACGGACCUACUUCCCUGUAUUGGAUGUGGAGGGGUCAACGACAUUGAUGGCAUGGAAAACUCUGGUUCAUACGUCCUUGGAGCGUAAAGAAGAGAAUGUGCAGCAGCAUGCCGUCUACGCAUUUGGUGCUCUUUAUGCGACGUAUCCUCUGUCCAAAGAAGAACUGGAUGACUGUAUCAACAAGAUCGCGUCCACGCGCUUUCUUUACGGAAGACGAGGGUAUGCUUUAGCUCUGGGAACCCUCUCUUUCCAUGCUGUAGAACGGCACGCUUGGCUUCACAACGUGAUUAUGGCACUUUGUUGCGCUACACGCAUGCAUGAAGAGCAGCAAGCCAACGACGCUGAAUCCAAGCGCAAUGCUGUGAUUGGUCUAUCGCAUCUCCUGGAAAAACUGGAAAACAAUGAUCUUUUACUGAUUUCCGAAUGUGAUCACGAGCACAUAUUGCAGACGUUGCAGACGUGUUUGCUGGAUUACAGCACCGAUCAACGCGGUGAUGUGGGGUCUUGGGUGCGUAUGGCGAGCAUGGAUUGUUUGGCGUCCCUCAUUCCGCGCCUAGUUCAGUUACAGUGUGCAGGCGCCUUGACCUGCGUGUCGUCGGCCAAGAAGGCAGAAAUCAUGGCCGGUUUGCUAAAACAGGGCGUGGAACGCAUUGAUCGAGUAAGAGCCAAUGCCGGCACGGUAAUCCGUGAUUUUAUCUAUGCGAAACAAGGAAUUCCUCUGGACAUACCGGGACAAUCUAUGUUGGAAAAAUACAUUGCAAAAGAUCUCGAUUGGUCUUCGCCGGCCAUGUUGUAUCCUGUCAUGGUGAAUUUAUUGGCGUUGCCUGAAUAUCGAUUUGAUCUGUUGACGGGUCUGAUUGCUAGUGCAGGCGGCAUGACAGAAUCAUUGGUUCGUCAUUCGAGCGCUUGUCUCAUCGAUUACGCAGAUCGGCUGCCGGUGACGGCAGACGAAACAGAUCUUUGCUUGGAGCUUGUCGCCACCGAUAUCCUUCAAAUCUUUGCCAACUACGAAAAACAAGACCGAGUCACUAUUCCUCUACUGGAUGUCGUCGGAUUAUUAUACGAAUCAGCUGUGUUCACAAAAAUUAGCAAAGAAUCCAUCCAUAGCAAAAUUCUACAAAGUACUCGCAAAGAAGCUCUGCGGUGUAAAUCCAUUCGCAAAUUGCUGGCAGUUAUCAAAAUAUAUGUGGGGUUGAUGAAUAUGAAUGGCACCCAAGUCAAAAUCCGUGCCAUGCAACAAAUGCUAUCGUAUUUGGUUCAUGCUUUUCCUCGAAUUCGCAUGGAAGCGUCAGACCAGUUAUAUACCUAUUUAUCUUUACUGGAUGCCGAAGACAUGACGGAUGGGACUAUGGCAGCGGAAGAGGUGCUCACCACGACGGACUGGGCGGAUUCGGUGGAUCAAAUCAAACCUGUGCGAGACACUUUAUAUGAAUAUUUUGCUAUUCCAAAGCCUGUGCUGAAAUCAACGAAAUAGACACAUUUUUACAUUUUUUGGAGAUUCG